AUGUCAUUCAAGGCAGCAUUACUCUGUGUGGUCGCUUGUUUAGUUCAACUGAUAAGUUACAAUCCGAUUCGUCCGACAAAAUAUUUAAGCAACAGCGCGUCCAUCGAUGUAGCUAGUUAUGGUGGGGCCCUGGCUGUUUCUAGCAUCGGGCCGAUUUCGCCCUCCGGUAUCGCCGUGGCUACCGACCUGGGCCUGGCGGGAGACGUGGUGCUCUCCGGCGAGCUGCCGUACCUGAGCGCGGUGGCGUUCGAGGGCCAGUUCGCCACCGCCGGCGCCGUGCCGGUGGCGUACGGCUGUGGAGACUACGUCGGCAUCACAGAACAAAUCAGAGGCAUUGCUGGCUCUGGUUCUUACAUUGGAGGGAAUAUUGGUGCUAGCUCUUAUGGCUCUUCUUACCUUGGUUGUGGAUGUAAAUACUAAAAGUUGAACGAAGUUGCUAAACUG
Cydia pomonella (codling moth) is the source of this 444-nucleotide messenger RNA. RefSeq names its product chorion class CB protein PC404-like. The record is from RefSeq and is a predicted model, not a curated record. Gene Ontology annotation, biological process: multicellular organism development; chorion-containing eggshell formation. Bases 1 to 420 code for a protein of 139 amino acids. The transcript has 2 exons. Lineage: Eukaryota; Metazoa; Arthropoda; Insecta; Lepidoptera; Tortricidae. Gene Ontology annotation, molecular function: structural constituent of egg chorion. Gene Ontology annotation, cellular component: egg chorion.